This is a messenger RNA of Paramecium primaurelia, 1914 nucleotides long. Lineage: Eukaryota; Ciliophora; Oligohymenophorea; Peniculida; Parameciidae. The record is from the annotation of a GenBank genome assembly.
AUGUCUGAUAGUAAAAAUACUCCUCGAAAUCAUGGUAGAUCAAAGACUAAAACAAGUAUGAUAUCUUUUGAAAUAGGUGAAAACUUAUAAAUAUAAUUUAAAAAACCAUCAGUUGCAAAUGAAAGAUUGGUCGUUAAUAAAUUAGGUAUGAAAUUUGAUCCUGUUUGUUGGAAGAAGAAUCAUGAAAAAGGAAAAAUUCAAUUUGUUUGUAUUGUAAAUCUUAUGCAUUAUUAAAAAGGAAUCUAAUUGUAAUGCUGAUAGAAGAUUGGCUUGUGCACAUUGUAUUAUUGAAGAACAUGAUGAACAUAUUUCAAAUAAGGUUACUGUUGAAUAAUAUUGUGAUACUUUUGAAAAUAAUUUCAAGAGCUAUCUUUUUUAAGUAAUUUAUAGAAAACUAAAUAGGUAGCAAAAUUAGAGGAAUAUUAUAAAAAAUGUAAAAUGAUGGAUUUAAUUGAUUAAAUAGAUAAAGAUAUUAAUACAGUUGUCGAAAUUGUUAAAUAAUAACUAAAAGCUUUAAGAGAUUAUUAUGUAUAAGACAUUUAAUUACAUGCUGAAUAAAAUAAUUCCUCUUUAUUUACAUUUUAUAAUACAGAAAGAUAGACUCUUUCUAAGAUAAAGGAUUAUGCACACAAGAAUCUAUUUGAAAUGACACCUGCUGAAAUGGAUCAUAGUAUGUUAUUAAUGGGUUAAAGUCAUUUGGAUAAAAUUCUAAUCAAAUUAUCUGAAUUUGAUGAUUAAACCUCAACUCUUUAAAGUACUAUGAAAUCUUAAUGGAAAUUAAUAUAUGAAUAAUUAGAAGAAUCAUUAAUUGAUAUUAUAGCUUAAAUUGGAUAGAAUAAUCUAGAUUUUAUUUAACCAAUAAUUAAAGAGUCUUAAUAAGAAUAAUAUUAAUCUACAAAUUAAUAAUAAAAUUUAGAUAUAUAAAAAUUUAAUUUAUAAAAUGUUAAAACUUCUACUAAAUAAUAACAGAUUAAUUAAUAAUAAUAAUAGUAAUAAUAAUAAUAAUAAUAAUAAUAAUAAUAAUAAUAGAUUAAUUAAUAAUAAUAAUAAUAAAAUAAUUCACUAUAAGCAUAUAUAACUUAACAAUUACCUCCUCAACCAUAAUAAUAUUCUUAGAAUUCCUAAUCUAUAAAAAAAGAAGUUAGUAGACAUAGUGGAAACACUGUACAAUAAUAAUCAAGUAAAUAAUAGACAAGCAAUUAACCUUCAUCUAGUAAUUAGCAAUUAUCACAUAAAUAAUUAUAAUCAAAUAGUCCAAGAAAUUCAUCUGAUAAUUAAAGUUUUAAAUAGAUAUAAGGUAUAUGUUAAUAUUAAGUGAUUUCACCUUUAAAAUGUGGAGUAAAUACAGCUUCUUUUGGUAAUUUAGGAAGUAGUAAUUAGAAAUCUCUUAAAAAUAUAACUCAAACUAACAAUAAUUAAGUGCCUAUUCAAUCAUAAACAGAAUAGAAAAAUAAUUCAAAUGCUAAACCUAGUUCUCAUAUUAGAUAAACUAGUCCAAAUGGUGUAAAUUAUUAUUAUUAAAGUGAUGGUAAACAAUAUGAAAAUAGAAAGAAUGUUAAUCAUGUUUAAUCUUUAAAUUCAUCAUCUUAAUAAUAAUAAUAAUAAUAAUCAUUUGAGAGAAGAUUGUCAGCUCAAAAAGUCUAAAGUACUUAAUUUCCCUGUAAUUAUAAUAAUAUGAAAUGCAUUCAUAAUGAACUUAUUAAAGCUAGUCCUAUUUUUAGUUGUUGUAAUUGGGUAUAUAAUUAGAUUUAUAUUUAAAUUUAGGCAUUUCCAUGUUAUGAAUGUCAUGACAUGAUUUCAUCACAUAAAGCACAUAUAACUGUUCCAUCCUAAAGAUUUUGUUAGAACUGUCAUGAAAUAUUUUCUGUAAAUUUAAUGUCUACAGUAGAUGUCAAAUGUUAUAAAUGUUAAUGA